AUGGAAUUGAUGGAGACAUCGGGGAUGCUUUCAAAUUGCUGUGUAGGCACAUUUUUCAUUCUCACAACAAAUUGGGAAGAGAUGAGAUUGGGAACAAUUUCAGAUACGGCAUGGGGAGAUUACAUGACAGGACAGAAACCUUUCCUAAUCAUUCCAGUCUAUGGUUUGCUUUUGGUGUUGGUUAAGAUCAUGUUUGGAGUCAAUGUAGAGCUGGUCAGCUGGGGUAAUAAGUUGGCAACUAGCAUGUUGGUCACUUCCAUAUCCCUAAUGGGAUUAGUGGUUGACGGCCCAAAGGGUGCAGGAGUUGUCACACUCAAGAAGGAAGUGGAUAGCAUUUUAAUGCAUACAAGCUUAUCCAUAUAUUUUGGCUAUAUAACACCAGAGAUUGAAAGAAUAUUAUGCAUAAAAUGA
Molecule: messenger RNA, 411 nt
Organism: Suillus clintonianus
Lineage: Eukaryota; Fungi; Basidiomycota; Agaricomycetes; Boletales; Suillaceae
Exons: 5
Coding region: 1-411 (136 amino acids)
Source: RefSeq, a predicted model, not a curated record